Molecule: messenger RNA, 798 nt
Organism: Austrofundulus limnaeus
Lineage: Eukaryota; Metazoa; Chordata; Actinopteri; Cyprinodontiformes; Rivulidae
Source: RefSeq, a predicted model, not a curated record
AUGCUCCGCCCCCUGAUCUACAUGUGCAUUCUCCUGGCACUGACAGUUACAACAGAACCACCAACAACCACAACACCACCAACUACAACAGAAACACCAACAACCACAACACUGACCACAACAACUGAACCACCAACAACCACAACACCACCAACAACAACAACCACAUCACUGCCAACAACAACUACAACAGAGACACCUACAAACACAACACCACCGACAACAACUAUAACAGAACCACCAACAUCCACAACUGAACUGCCAACAACCACAUCAUCACCAGCAACAACCACAACACCAGCAACAACUACAACAGAACCACCAACAACCACAACACCAAUCACAACAACUGAACCACCAACAACCACAACACCAAUCACAACAACUGAACCACCAACAACCACAACACCAAUCACAACAACUGAACCACCAACAACCACAACAGAACCAUUAACAACCACAUCAUCACCAACAACAGAACCACCAACAAUUACAACAGAAUCACCAACAACCACAACUGAACACAACAGAACCACCUACAACAACAACCACAGCACCAUUGUCAACAACAAUCACAACAGAACUACCAACAACCACAACACCACCAACAACAACCACAAUGGAACCACCAACAACCACAACACCCCCUCCCACAACAACUACAACAGAACCACCAACAACCACAACAACACCACAAACAACCACAACACCACAGCCAACAACAACAACAACAACAGAACCAACAACAACCACAACAACACAUACAAUCUGUACUGUGACUGGCCCCACAGUCAUUGA